Messenger RNA from Onthophagus taurus, 1434 nucleotides. NCBI's taxonomy places the organism in Eukaryota, Metazoa, Arthropoda, Insecta, Coleoptera, Scarabaeidae. The record is from RefSeq and is a predicted model, not a curated record.
CAACAAAGUGUUGUACAAACAUGGUUAGCCAUACACUGUGCGCUAUUUUAUACAAACCUCAGUUGUAUGUGUUGCGUUCAUACGGAAACAUGCCAUCUGACGAAGCGGCCUGUUUAGCUAUAAUAAUUGCUAUAACCUCCGAGGAUGUUGGUAUUAAAAAAAGAAGGAGGAAGAGGAGAGUAUGGAUGAAAGAGUGGUUGAAGAAAAGAUCCCUUUUUAGCCACGCAAAUCUCCUCAAGGAACUUCAAUUGAGUUCACCACUAGAUUACAAAAAUUAUUUACGAAUGGACCCCACUACUUUUGGCGAAUUAUUGGUAAUGAUAACACCACUUAUAGAAAAACAACAUACUAUAAUGAGAGAAGCAAUAUCACCCAAGCAAAGGUUAUUUGCAACUUUACGAUACCUUACUUCUGGGCUUACUUACGAGGGUUUAAAGUUCGAAACAGCAAUAGCUGCUCAAACACUUGGAAAGAUUAUUAUAGAGACCUGUGACGCAAUCAUAAAGGUUUUGAAGAAAUAUAUAAAGCUACCACAAAGUGAAAAUGAGUGGAGAGCUGUAAGUAAAGAUUUUGAAACGAAGUGGAAUUUUCCUCUUUGCUUAGGGGCAAUAGACGGUAAACAUAUACACAUAUUUAAACCCCCCGGAACAGGCUCCUAUUACUUCAACUAUAAGCAUUCAUUUAGUAUUGUUUUAAUGGGAAUUGUAAAUGCAAACUAUGAAUUCUUGAUGGUUGAUGUGGGCGCUAAUGGACGUGUUUCUGAUGCAGGGGUGUUUUCAAAUACCUUCUUCUAUAAAAAACUUGUAGAAAAGAACUUGGGCCUUCCUGAACCGGAAAAUUUGCCUUUAACUAAUACCAAAGUGCCUUAUGUUUUCGUAGGGGAUGACGCUUUCCCACUUCUGGAGAAUUUAAUGAAACCAUUCAGCAAGAGAAACCUCACCAAGGAAGAAAAAAUUUAUAACUACAGGGUGUCACGCAGCCGUCGGAUUAUUGAAAAUGCAUUUGGGAUACUAGCUUCUCGAUUUAGAAUUCUGUUAAGUCAAAUUAAUCUAUGUCCAGAAAAAGCUGUUACUAUAACAUUAGCAUGUUGCUAUUUGCACAACUUUUUACGACAUAAAAAUGUAGAGUGUUACUUCCAAGGCGGCAUAGAUGUUGAAAAUAUAAAUACCGGAGAGUUUACAAAUGCUGAUUGGAGAGCAGAUCCUACGUUACAAACACUACAACCACUUCAAGGGAGAAACAGUACAACAACAGCAAAAGAAGUAAGAGCACAGUUUUGUAAUUACUUUAAUACUGUUGGAGCUGUUCCGUGGCAGGACAACAUUAUAUCUUAACUAUAAAUUAUCUGUUUUUCACAGUUGUGCUUAAAAAUAUAUUACUUUUUAAAUAAAUUAUUUCAAAAUAAUAACAGCAUUUAAAUAAUAACUGAUUUGA